CAUAAGCUGACGGAUCAUCGAUCAUUGAGCUCGCAGCGAUCUACACCGGAGGAGCUGAUGCCCGCAUCACAUCAAACGGACCAAUGAGAGAGCUCAAAGCUCAUUCGUUUAGAUUUGAUAAACAUGCACGAGAUGAGAUCUGAAUUAAUUUGAUCAUUACUGGUGACAGUCAAACUCGUGAGUUCUUCAUAUUGACAGAGUCAGAACUCACACUUCUAUUUCCAGCUAUUGGGAGAAUACUGCAAGCCGCGAUUUUCAAUGAGCAAGGCAACUUGUGAAGUUAUGGAUUGUAGAGGGAAUAUGGCCAUGUAAAAAAAAUAUAUAUAUUUUUUAGAUUUUUGAUUUAAACGUUAGUUCACUCCAUCAUCGGCUUCAGACGGAAUUCCCAGGUCACCUGUAUAGGCAUCUGUUAUUUUUAUUAUUUUAUUUAUUUGGCUGUUUUUUAUUUUUAUUUAAUUUUUUCCCUGAUCAUCACAAUGUUCCAGUACAAUAAGAAGUGCUUCACCAUCGAAUCUCUUGUGGGCAAAGAUUCGAAUUCCUCCAGUGCUGCUGCGGAUGAGCCCAUCAGACCCACAGCUCUGAGAUUUACCGAAUCCAUACAUCCAUCUCCCUUUGGGAGCUGCUUCCAGAAUUCAGGCAGGACACUGUACGGCAGCGGCCCAGAGAUGAUGUUCGUAGAUCCGGCCACUCAUUCCACCAACACAGGCCUGUCUCUGCGUCACCUUCAGAUCCCCACACAGCCCUUCUUCAGUCCGCAUCAGAGGGACACCUUGAACUUCUACCCAUUGGUGCUGCGGAACAGAUAUCUGGGACACCGAUUCCAAGGUGAAGACAGUAGCCCAGAAAACCUGCUGCUACACGGGCCUUUCACCCGCAAGCCCAAGCGAAUCCGCACGGCCUUCUCCCCGUCACAGCUGCUACGGCUGGAACGUGCCUUUGAGAAGAACCAUUACGUGGUGGGAGCCGAGCGGAAGCAGCUAGCCAACGGGCUGUGCCUGACAGAGACACAGGUGAAGGUCUGGUUCCAAAACAGAAGGACCAAGCACAAAAGACAGAAGUUGGAGGAAGAGACAACAGAUUCCCAGCAGAAGAGGAAAGGCAGCCAGCAUGUGAGCCGCUGGAGGGUAGCAACUCAGCAGGGCAGCCCUGAGGACAUUGACGUCAUUUCAGAUGACUGAGAUCAUACGGUUGUAUUUAUUAUCUCGGGCAAUAAACCAUCAGUCAUGUUGAUGGAUUUCUGCCACUCACAGCAAAAAAGAAGUACAUUUUCAGACACUGCCAAUAAUUGAAUGGCUUGUAAACUACGGAACUGAGUCACAGCUAUGAAGUCGGCCAAAAUUGACUUCUGAUCAUGCACAAUUGUGAACAAAGACGUUGACAGCUGAACUGCUUACAAAGACUUGACUGUAAGACUUCUGUAUGCAAUACACAUGGACCUCUUCAUUUUGGAUCACAUUCCAUCUCAAAGCAAUGAAGACUUUUUUUUUUUUACCUUUGUUUUAUAGGUUUUAACUCUUCUCUUGCUCCUUUAUUAUCAGUCAGAACAUUUCCGUCAUUUCCAUCAUAUGUUGAUGACAAAGAUAAUAAAUAAAAACAACACUUUAGUAGAUUGAUAAAUGUUUCCUAAUGUUAAAUUGUUUCAGACAUUCGGUGAUCACAGUGCAACAACAAUCCAGUGCAUUAAUGAAUCACCCAUAAUUGUACCUCCAUACAAAAUGUUGUGAUACUUUUGAACUGGAUGUCUGUAUUUUGCAAAAUCAUUCUAACCAAUUUAACAGCAGAUUCACUAUAAGUGGCGAAACAACUCCUCACAGUCAGAUAUGUUUGAUAGUCUUUCUAGAAAACCACUUGUGCAGUUACACAUUUGAAAUUAUUCUAUUUAUUUAGAUUGAACAUACUUUUCUAUGCAUUUGAGCUACAAACCCAAAAUAUUAUUUUGUGUUUUACAUCUGGGUUAAAGCUUACUGAAGACUUUACGUGUAUUGUGUGCAAAUUAUUUUUAUAUAUGUUUUUUUUGGUACCACAAUGGCUCUUGAACUGAUAUCAAAUAUCAGUGAACUAAAGAAGCUUAGAAAAUGUUUCAAUUUCAUUUUACACUCAUACAAUUAAAAAAAGAGGAAAAAACAGUCUAACCUCCAAGACCCAGAAUGGUUUGUAGCACUUCAUAGCAGAUUGUUUGAUUUUGGGUUUUAUUUAAGUUGAUAAGCACUGUAAUGUCAUCCGUUUGUCUUCAC
Xyrauchen texanus (razorback sucker) is the source of this 2234-nucleotide messenger RNA. Its product is annotated as homeobox protein EMX1-like. Gene Ontology annotation, molecular function: DNA-binding transcription factor activity, RNA polymerase II-specific; DNA binding. Gene Ontology annotation, biological process: brain development; central nervous system development; neuron differentiation. The coding region runs from base 477 to 1178 and encodes 233 amino acids. The record is from RefSeq and is a predicted model, not a curated record. Lineage: Eukaryota; Metazoa; Chordata; Actinopteri; Cypriniformes; Catostomidae. The transcript is spliced from 3 exons.